Molecule: messenger RNA, 2046 nt
Organism: Acanthamoeba castellanii str. Neff
Lineage: Eukaryota; Discosea; Longamoebia; Acanthamoebidae
Product: RhoGEF domain containing protein
Exons: 10
Coding region: 1-2046 (681 amino acids)
Cellular component (GO): cytoplasm
Molecular function (GO): guanyl-nucleotide exchange factor activity
Source: RefSeq, a predicted model, not a curated record
AUGAGCAGCCACAAGCGGCCCGUGCGUUCGGCGACGGCCACCAUCGCCCAAAUGGAGGAUUUGAUAGUGGACCUGGUCAAGAUCAAGGAGCAGAGGGAGUCGAUCAGCCACAGACCCAAGGACAGCGCGUGCAGCAGCAUAUGCAGCACAGACGACGUUCAUCUUCCCCACAUCAACCCUUCACCUUCAUCAUCCACCAAUUUGUAUCGAGUAGAGCCGAUCUCAGGCCGAGACAGCACUAGUAGCGGCGGCAGCGACCGAGAGCAGGCAUCGGUGGCACUAGGCGGAGAGAUCGAGGACCUCAGGGAGAAGGUGCGGUUCCAGCAGGUGCUCAUCGACGGCCUCAAGACCAAGCAGGUCCUGGUCGAGGAGAAGGCGCGGCGGCUCGCGACCAAGACCCAGAGCCUCGCCCUCCGCGUCGAGGAGCAGCAGGAGGAGAUCCGCCAGCUGCGCGCCGCGCUGGCUCACGAGCGCGUCCACCGCGAGCGGUUGGUCAAGGAGGAAGCCGCGGCGCGGCGCGGCGCCACCACCAAGGUCAAGCCCGACAAGCGCGACAGCGGCAUGGGCGACGCCAGCGACAUGAGCGAUGGCAGCACCAUCAUCGUCCGGCAUGACGACGACGCAAAGGCGACGGCCGCGAGGAGCUCGGGCGAGGUCGUGGCGGAGCCGGAGAGGACCACCACCAGCGAGCGAGGCCGAAGCCGGGCCAAGGAGCGGCUGAAGAGCUGCAUCUCGGCGCAGCCGAUGAUCGGCGGUGAAGCGAAGAAGAAGCGACGUCUGGAGAAGAAGAUCGCCAGCGCGCGCGAGGACUUUGAGCGGAAGGAGGUCAUGCUCAAGCGCGUGGUGGAGCGGCUCAACGCCGAACGCGUUGUGGACAACUACUGCGCGGCUGCCGCCAGCGGCGAGACUCGGCUGACAGUGUUGCAGGAGGAGGCGAAGGAGGAGAUCGACGGGAGCAGCGAAAUCAAGCGCGCCUUCAUGGAGCGGCGAAGCCAGAUCAUCAACGAGUUCGUCACCACCGAGGAGGCCUACGUCAACAGCUUGCGCACCAUCGUCGAGGUUUACCUGACGCCCCUGCGUGAGGCGCUACUCAACGGCGCAGAGAUUCUCUCCGCAGAGGAGAUGGAGACCCUGUUCAGCAGGGACAUAACGACGAUGUUCACUCUGCAUGCCACGCUGCUCAUCGAGCUCCAGGGCUCGGCCGCGUUCACGCCGGCGCUGAGCUCCUUUGUUCCCUAUCUCAAGAUCUACACGCAGUAUGUGAACAACUUCCCGCAGGCGACGGAGCUCCUCACUCAGAAGACCGCCCGCUCCCGCCGAUUUGCCGAAUUCAUCAAAGAACGCCAGGAGGUACCCGCCAGCCUGUCUCGGCAAGAUUCCCAUCCAGAGUUGGGCAAGACCAACGAGACCCUGUCCUCGCUCCUGGUCAUGGACAUAUUGAACUGCACCCCACAAGACUCUGCGCAGGCGCAGGAGCUGCAUAACCUGUUGCAAGCCGUGCAGGAGGUCAACACCCACGUCAACGAGAGCAAGCGCAAGGAGGAGAACACCCAGAAGCUGCUCCUCAUACAAAAGGGGCUCAUCGGAAACGGCGACUUAUCCAUCUUUGAUCGAAUCGGCCGCCGGUUCGUCAUGGAGGGACGCAUGGGCGUGCGACUUGUUCAUGGAAAGGGCGGGAGCUCUGCAUUCCCGUCGAAGUGGCGGAAGGUGAAGGCCGCGGACAAGCAGCCCCCUCUCUCCUUCUCGAGGCACCUGCUCUUCCUCUUCAACGACCUGCUGAUGGAGACGAAGCACAUCAGAAAGAGGGAAUUCAAGUUCAAGCGCGUCUUUUUCCUCGAUGCCAUCUCCAUCGACAGCUACGAUGGCAACGAGGAGGACGCGCAGAGGAUCUUUGUUCUCACGGACGAGGAGGACGGUCGCGUGCUGCAUCUCAAGGCGGACUCUGUGCAGGAGAAGCUGGAGUGGAUGCAGGCCAUCGCCAAGCAAAUCGACACGCGACAAGAGGAACAUGAUGGCAAGCAACAGCAGCGAACAACAACAUUCUGA